AGCUUUGGGCCUUAUUCCGGAUCUGCCUGUAAUAUAUUAUCUAACGUACAGCAGCGUCUUUUUUUAUUGCAACCACACAAGAAGGAUGGGCAUCGUUUGUAAACGACUUGGAUUCUCAUUCAGUUCUAAAAUCAUGUUCGUGGUGUUAAGAUCACGGGGAAGGCCUCUAGAGGCCUCUCCUGGUCUUGUCUCGGUGCUUUUGACUUUGUCUUUGACGGCGGGGGUGGCGAACGCGCGGAGCGAUGAGCUUACGCCGCCCUAUUUCAACUUGGCCGAAAAUCGGACGAUACGAGCUUCCGCCACAUGCGGCGAAGACACGGAGGGACCCGAGCUUUAUUGUAAACUUAUCGGUGCAAAUGCAGAAAACGACGUGAAUGUUAAUCUCAUUCAUGGACAGUUUUGCGAUUACUGUGACCCCUCUCGGCCUGACAAAAGACACCCUCCCGAGUAUGCCGUGGAUGGAAUGGAAACAUGGUGGCAAAGCCCGCCGUUAUCCAGAGGGAUGAAAUAUAAUGAAGUUAAUCUAACAAUUGAUUUUGGGCAGGAAUUUCACGUAGCCUACAUUUUCAUACGAAUGGGCAUUUCUCCUCGACCUGGUCUAUGGAUUUUGGAAAAAUCCGCAGACUAUGGCAAAACGUGGACGCCAUGGCAAUAUUUUUCCGAUUCGGAAAGCGACUGUGAAACAUACUUUGGCAAAGAAACCUUACGUCCUAUAACUUCCGACGAUUCCGUUAUUUGUACCACCGAGUAUUCAAAAAUUGUUCCACUGGAAGGGGGAGAAAUCCCCAUAUCAAUUCUUAACAAUAGGCCUUCUGCCAGAGAUUAUUUCAAUUCUCCUGUUUUACAAGAAUGGACGAGGGCCACGAACGUUAGAUUUCGUUUCCUGCGAACCAAAAAUCUUCUUGGACAUCUCAUGUUCGUGGCCAGGCAAGAUCCGACAGUUACAAGAAGAUAUUUUUACUCCAUAAAAGAUAUAAGUAUUGGGGGUCGUUGUAUGUGCAAUGGUCAUGCCGAUGUUUGCGAAGUCACGGAUCCCAACGACCCCAACAUCCUCCUCUGUCGAUGCCAACACAACACCUGCGGUCCCAAAUGCGAAAGGUGUUGUCCCGGGUUCGAACAAAAAGCUUGGCAAAUAUCGAAAAACUACGCGCCAUUUUCUUGCGAACCUUGUAACUGUUUCCAACACAGCAACGAGUGCGUGUACGACCCUGAAGUGGACAGAAAACGUCUGUCCCUCGAUAUUUAUGGCAAAUACGAGGGCGGUGGUGUUUGUCAGAAUUGUCAGCACAAUACAAUGGGAAUUAAUUGUAACCAAUGCCAACCAACUUUCUACAGACCUUACAAUAAACAUUGGAACGAAACUGACGUUUGUCAACCAUGCAACUGUAAUUACUUUUACUCCACCGGAAACUGUGAAGAAGGUACUGCCCGUUGCGAAUGCAAGCCAGAGUACCAGGCUCCCAAUUGUGACCGCUGUAGUUAUGGCUAUUACGGCUAUCCGGACUGUAUCCCGUGUGGCUGUUUCCUGAAUGGUACCGAGAGUCUUCAGUGUGAACCUGUCCAGGGCCACUGCUCUUGCAAAUACAAUUUCGGUGGUAAAUAUUGCAAGGAAUGUGCCGACAGCUAUUUCAACUUUCCGACAUGUGAACCCUGUGGAUGUAAUGCUCUUGGUUCCAUUUCUGACACUUGUGACCAAAACACAGGAAACUGCACAUGCAAAAGUAACUAUGGAGGCCUUAAAUGCGACCAGUGCGAAAAUGGGUACUUCAGUUACCCUUCGUGUACAUAUUGUAAUUGUGACAUUAAGGGAACCGAAGCGGAAAUUUGUGACAAAAAUACUGGAAAAUGCCUGUGUAAGGAAGGGUAUGGAGGCGAACGAUGCGAUCAGUGCAUACCAGGAUAUUUCGGUUAUCCAGAAUGCAAACCUUGCAACUGUAGCGUAAUAGGGUCGGCCUCUUCUGUGUGUGACGUGUCAGGAACAUGUCCUUGUUUACCUAACUUUGGUGGUCGAACUUGUGAACAAUGUCGAGUUGGAUACUACUCAUACCCUGAAUGUUUAGCUUGCAACUGUGACGGUCAUGGAUCCAUCGGUGUUUCCUGCGACAACGAAGGAAGAUGCCAAUGUCACAACAACUUUGACGGUAUCCGUUGUGAGCAAUGUCGUGAAGGAUUCUACAAUUUCCCAGCUUGCGAAGAAUGCAACUGUAAUCCUGCGGGAGUGGUAGCGGCAUUUGCAGGAUGUGGUUCGGUUCCAGCAGGAGAACUGUGCCAGUGCAAGGAAAGAGUAGAAGGACGCAUUUGCGACAAAUGUAAACCACUGUACUGGAACCUCAACCUGAACAACCCCGAAGGUUGUAGCGAAUGUAACUGCCACAUCCCCGGCGUGCUAGGGGGUUUUGCAGCCUGCGACAACUUGGACGGGCAAUGUGUGUGCAAACCAUCUGUUAUUUCGAGAUCAUGUUCCGAAUGUGUUGCCGGUACUUAUGAUCUCCAAGAGGAGAACUUAUUCGGAUGCAAAGAUUGUGGUUGCGACAUAGGGGGAUCGAUAAAUACAGUGUGUGAUAAGGCAACAGGACAAUGUACAUGUCAGGCACGUGUAACAGGACGCACUUGUAAAGAACCGAUCCAAGCUCAUUACUUCCCGACUCUGUACCAAUUCCAAUACGAGGUCGAAGAUGGACAUACACCUGCCAACACUGCAGUGCGAUAUGGUUAUGACGAAAGCGUUUUUCCUGGAUACUCCUGGAAAGGAUACGCUGUUUUCUCACAAUUACAAAAUCAAAUCCUGUACGACGUUCUUAUUUCUAAACCAUCUCUCUAUUUGAUCAUCUUGCACUACGUGAAUCCAAAUCCUGAAACAGUUACUGGAACAAUAAGGGUUAUUCCCGACAAUCCCCACAGUUUAGAACAAACGCUCCAGGUUCACUUUAAGAGCUCUUCCGAACCCGCCUUCGUCACCGCUUCCGGCGCUACAGCACUGGUCAUGGAGCCAGGACAAUGGACAGUCAGCAUUGAAAACAAAAAGAAUCUCUUCUUGGAUUAUUUCGUUUUAUUGCCUGAAGAGUACUCUUCAGCGUCGAUAUUGACCCAAAAGGUUGUAGAACCUUGCACGAUCGACGACAAAACGCUUUGCAGAGAUUACAGCUAUCCUAACGUGUCGAAAUUCGACGUGACUUUGGGAAAUGGUGGUAUGGUCUUGCGAGGUGAUAAAGUCGAUCCCUUGAAAGAUUUCUACGGCGAUCAUGAACAUCUUAUCGAACUGAAGGUGUUAAAUCGUAUUCCAUUGCUGAACAAAAACCAGUCGGAGAUUGCGUACAACAUUACCAUUGGAAAGCCAGGACCUUAUGUUUUAGUAAUAAACUACUUCACCCCCAAAGGAGACCAUCGCACCCAAACUGUUAAUGUCGAAUCCAGAGCUCAAAAUGGAGUAACUAGAGGGAGGGCUCUUCUGUACUCAUGCCCCUACACCAUGGUAUGCCGACAGAUUGUCACUGACAAGAAAAACACUCUCGCCAUUCAAAACGUUGACGGAAAUGUCAUCAAUGUCAUACUUCAAGGAGCAGACGAUGCAAAUAUUGGUGUGCAAUCGAUAGUAGCAAUCCCAUACGACGAAUGGUCGUUGGAUUAUAUUAAGCCAAGACCAGUGUGCAUUCUCAAAGAUGGAAACUGCAUUUCCUCUAGAUAUCCGACUCCACCCGAAUCAAAGAAAGUCCAGUUCGAACUCGACGCUGACGUCGAAGGAAACGUUACUCGACCAGUUCAUAAAAUUUCAAACGAUUCUUCGUACAUUUACUUGGAACCAUCCGAUAACAUGAUUGAUCUGCAUGCAAAAGUUCCUGUGCCUGGUUAUUACUCGUUCGUUGUCCAAUAUUACCAACCGGAUAAUCCAGAGUUCAAUUUGAAUGUCAUUGUCCAAAAUGGACAGUUUUACGAGGCGAAGCUUGCGGUUGAGCACUGUCCAUCCAAAUCUGGGUGCAGGGCAGUCGUUAAACAAGCCGAUGGCAAUCCUUUCUUUUCAUUAACAGAAAACUUUAUGAUUACGUUGAAGGCACCAAAUCACAAAGGCGUUUACUUAGACUAUUUACUAAUCGUUCCUGCUGACUUGUACAGUGAAAAUGUUCUGGAAGAAGAGGACCUGGAUCGUACAGCAGAAUUCAUAUCAACAUGUGCCAGUAAUCACUUCUACAUUAACACAUCUGACGAAGGUUUCUGCAAGGAUUCUGUGUUCUCCAUAACUGCUGGAUACAAUAACGGGGCGCUCCAGUGUUACUGUGACCACAUAGGGUCUCUGAGUUUCCAGUGUAACAAAUUCGGUGGCCAGUGCGAAUGUAAACCAAAUGUAAUUGGAAGACAGUGCGAGGCUUGUAAAACCGGCUUUUACGACUUCCCGGACUGUAAGCCGUGCAACUGUCCUCUAACUGCCCUAUGCGAAGCCUCCACAGGACGGUGCAUUUGCCCACCUCACGUAACAGGAGAACGUUGCGACCAAUGCAUGCCCUUCACUUAUGGCUUUGAUCCCAUCAUCGGUUGCGAGGAAUGCAAAUGUAACCCACUGGGUGUCGAACACAAUUAUUUACAAUGUGAUCUCUUCAAUGGAAGCUGCACUUGCAAGAACAAUGUCGUUGGUCGGACUUGUAGCGUUUGCCAGGCUGGUUACUUUGCAUUCCCGUAUUGUGAGAGAUGCGACUGCAACUAUGCCGGAACACUUCCAGACAUCUGCGACCAGGUUUCCGCAGAAUGUUUGUGCAAAAAGAAUGCCGUUGGUCCAGAUUGCAGUUUGUGUCGCGAAGGCUCGUACAAUCUCCAGGCGGACAACGAGGACGGAUGUACCGAUUGUUUCUGUUUCGGCAAGACGUCCCGGUGCACCAGCAGCAACUACGUUCAAUCCAUGAUAAUCGAUAUGCAAGAUUGGGGUCUUGUCGAAAUCAACGAAACGGAAACAUCGUCGUUUGAUGUGACUCUUCUGAAUUCAACCGUUUAUCAGGGAAACGCACCCACCGAUAUCGGAGUUGAUCUCUCCCAAGAUGACAUGAAAGAUAAGCGAGUGUAUUUUUCGGCCCCAUCUGCUUAUUUAGGGAAAAAGUUGACUUUGUAUGGUAGCAGGCUUAAUUACAGUAUCUUCUACACCAUAGGAUCCUCAGGUAAAGCAGUGAGUGGUGCUGAUGUUAUUCUGGCUGGGGCUGGAACGCAUCUGGCCUACAUGAGCGUAGAGCAGCCUGCAGUGGCUACCGAUUACAGUGAAAGUUUGGGAAUUGUCGAGAGCAACUUCGAACUACCUUCUGGCAUUGCUGCUAAAAGGGAACACAUCAUGACUGUACUUAACAACCUUACUGGCCUUUACAUACGAGCUACCUACUGGAGUAAUACGGUCACAGCCAGGUUGUCGAACGUUCUUCUGGUCAAUGGAGUGCCUUACAAUUAUACAGCAAUGCACGGCAAAAUUGUUCAACCUGCCUCUUCCGUAGAACAGUGCCAAUGUCCUCCAGGUUAUCAAGGACUGUCUUGUGAAGACUGCGCACCAGGCUAUUACAGAAUAAGCACCGGUCCCCAUGGAGGUUACUGCGUCCCUUGUCAAUGCAACGGUCACGCUGACGAAUGUGAUGUCCACACUGGAUUGUGCUUUAACUGCAAGCACAACACUCGAGGUGAUCACUGUGAGCAGUGUGACGUUGGAUAUCACGGAAAUGCGUUACAAGGAACUCCAAUGGAUUGUUUGAUAUGCGCAUGUCCUUUGCCUGUGGCCUCCAACAACUUUGCAACAGCCUGCGAUCUCAGUUCAGACGGGGAAAAGAUAAGUUGUGACUGUGUCGAAGGUUACUUUGGAGCACGUUGUCAGUCUUGUGCCCCUGGGUAUUACGGAAAGCCUGAAGUUGUUGGUGACUUUUGUAAACCCUGCGAUUGCUCCGGUAAUAUCGACCCUACGGACCCUUACUCAUGUAACACCGUGACUGGCGAAUGCCUACACUGUCUCAACAAUACUUUCGGUAACUCUUGCGCCCUUUGUGCUCCUGACUACUAUGGAGAUGCCAUUACCGCGAAGAAUUGCCAACCAUGCGAUUGUGAUAAUUACGGUAGAGAACGUUGUGAUAGCCACACAGGUCAGUGUAUUUGCAAGCCGAACGUCGAGGGAGAAAAAUGUGAUCGUUGCGUGGCAGAACAUUAUGGGUUCCAGUCAGGACAGGGAUGUAUUCCGUGCAAUUGUAGUCCUGCCUCCCUGAGUGCUCAAUGUCAUGAUCAAACUGGGCAAUGUCAGUGCAAACCUGGAGUCACCGGAAGAAAUUGUGAUAGAUGUACUGCUGGAUACUGGAAUUUCACUUCUGAUGGAUGCAUAUCCUGUGGAUGUAAAAGUGAAUAUUCCCUUGGAUUCGGAUGUAAUGCGGAAACGGGUCAGUGCGAAUGCCUUCCUGGAGUGACUGGAGAAAAAUGCGACCACUGUCCCCACAGAUGGGCAUUUGUCGACGGUGUGGGUUGUCACAGUUGCGACAGUUGCACUCAUGACCUUUUGGACGACACAGACGCCCUUGCGGCUCUAAUUGAUCCCAUUAUUAUUGAAUUUAAUGCUGUUGAUUCCGGUUACUUUACAACGAGAAGAUUGACCCAUCUGAACGACACCUUAAACGAACUUAAACCCAAAGUUGGGAAGUUACAGCCGAACCAAAUAAAUUUGAGCCCCGUUUUAGGAGAUCUUGAUAAACUCGAGACGGACGUUAACUCGUUCAACAGAAAGGUUUUAUACGCAAUGGAAAACAGUGCAGUACUAGCAGAUAACGCUCAUAAUAUCAGCUUGGAAACCGAUAAAGUUUUUGACGAAAUAUCUGAUGCAGUUGUGGACGCGAAAUAUGCAGUGAAUUACAUAGAAAGUUUAUCAGAUUCUUUGAUAUCUGGUGAAGAUAAAAAGGUAGAUGCAGCUUUAGAAGAGGCGUCUAAACUUUUAGAUGAAAUAAACAUAUUUAAUUUAAGCGGCAGGGCAAAUGAAGCCGACAAGCAAUACCUCAAAGCCGAUAAUCUUUUAGAAAAAUUGAGAAAUUUAAAAAAACCCGUCGAUAACAUCGACGACAAAGCCAAAAUGUUCAAAACUAAUCUGACUACCAUUAAUAAUAAACUGGACGAUCUCGCCAAUCACACCCAAUUCACAUUCAAUACGGUUUUGGAAGUUGAAAAGUUGCUGUCCAAAAAUAGACGAAAUAAAGAUUCAGUCGAAAGAAAGUUGGACACUAUUCAUACCCAAACGAAUGACGUUGAAAAAAAUUUAAAGGAUUCUGAUGUUCUAUUAAAAAAUGCUUCAGAAGUUCUCGACAAUUUUAAAGAGUUGAUUGAUGGAUUCCCUGCAAAUCCCAAAGAACUGGAGAAAAGCAAUCUUGAUUUUGACAAUACUUUAGAAAACAAUAUAAAUCAACUGGUCAUCGUAAAAGACUUAGUUCCUGUUGUAAAAGAUCAUGCGCAAAAUUUGACGUUGAGGGCCCAAGAGUUGGACAAUUUGUUAACAGAGACUAGAGAUUUAUCGGAAAAUGCCGUCAAUGCUGCAAACGCGUACAAAAACAUAGUAGAAGAGAUAAAAAAUGCCCGAGAUGCCGCUGUUUCGGGCAAAAGCGCUGCAGAAAAUGCUGCGGAUAUACUAAACAACAUUAGCAACCAAACGAUCGACGCGCGAAACAUUUCGACGGUUCUUCUAGAAAAAGCCCAAAAAUCCCACAUGGAAACAUCCCAAGACUUACCACCAGAACUGGAAGAAGCAAAAAGUCGAUCGCGACCCAUACGAUCUCUUCACGAAGAUAACGAGGAAAAGCUAGAAAACAUCAGGAAAAUCCUGAACAAUCCCAUCGUUCAGCCUUUGGAAUUGAAUAUCUAUCAAGCCGCAAAAACUGCAGAAGAGGCCGACACCAUUGCCCAAACGACCCUCGACCAGGCCACCGAAACGUUCAAAAAUAUCGCGAACGAAAAAACCAAAUCCGAACAUCUGCCAAAAGACUUGGACGACACGAAACGCAACAUCCUACAAGUGGAACAACAAAUUUACACGGUGAACCAAAAACUUCCGAAUAUCGUCAACAGUUUGAAGGAGUUCCCUGACCAAUACGACAGCAUGCGCGGUACUGCCCAAAGUGUAGAGGACAAAAUCAAAAAACUAAACCAGCAGAUCGCAUUAGCUAGAGACAUCGCAAACAGAAUCAAAGUCGGCGUCAAAUUCUAUCCCAACACCACCCUGGAGUUGAGGAAUCCCCCCAAUUUGGCAGACCUGAGCACGUCAACUCAGAUUUCUGGAUAUUUCAAGACCAGCAAUCCCAACGGAUUACUCUUGUAUCUCGGAAAUGGAAACGGAACCAAACUAAGGCGUACCCAAACGGACGAUUAUUUGGCAUUGGAAAUCGAAAAUGGCUACCCCGUUCUCACCCUCGAAAUUGGAAACGAUCCACAACGAAUAAUAAGCAACAAAUACGUCGCAGAUGAUACCUGGUACCAAUUUAUAAUCGACAGAACUGGGCAUAACGCUAAACUAUCUAUAAGAGAAGAAGUGGCUGGUGGUCGUGACCAAAUAUACACGGUGGAAGAAACAUUGAAUGGUACCAUGACCAUAUUCAAUUUAGACAGAAACCUAUCGAAAUUGUUUGUUGGCGGAUACCCACCCCAAUUUCCCAUGCAAAAUCAGGUCCGACAAAAUUCAUUCGACGGCGAAAUGGAAGAGCUGGUGAUUGGGGACACCCCCAUUUCUCUCUGGAACUUUAACGACGGAAACGAGAACAACCACGGGGCCAUCGAGAGGAACAAACUGGUAAAUCUACAGCCGAGCACCGGAUACAGGUUUAAUGGAAACGGUUAUGCCAUCAUCAACGCAAGAUUGUUCAAUUUAAGGAUCAGAUCUCACAUAAAACUCAGUUUCAAGACUUUUGCCACUGAGGGGUUACUUUUCUUGGCUGGCAAGGAAAAAACAUUCAUAUCCAUCGAACUUAGAAACGGAAAAAUAUUGUACCAGUAUAAUUUGGGCGAUAAAACGAAAACGUGGUACACCAAGGACACUUACAACGACGGCAAGUGGCAUACUGUCAGCGCGAGCAGAGAUGGUGCCAAUGGUAACUUCAUCGUGGACGAAGAAGAGAUUCCGGAUCGAUCUCCACCUGUGGAAGGAAGUGCUAUCGAGCAAGUGGAAACAUUCUCGUUUGGUGGUUAUCCUCAAUUCCACAGUUUCAAAGACGUCACCAAUACAGACUUCGAUGGAUGUAUCGAUAAUGUCACCAUCAUGGGUAAUCUCGUAGAUCUCACUCAAAACGUAAAGGCUUACGACGUAACACCAGGAUGCCCAGUCAAGUUUUCAAGACUUGUCUCCUUCUCGGAAAAUACAAACGGAUACAUCCGAUUCGGUAACAUCUCUUCCGGCGACAUAUUCCAGCUAAGUUUGAAAUUCAGAACGAAGGAACCGAACGGUCUAAUAUUCUACUUCACAAACAGCGAUCAAAGCGUCGGAUUGUCGUUGGCCUUAGACGAAGGCGAGUUGCAUUUGAUCGAUCAAAAAAUCGAUAUCAUACCCCCGGACGUCACCUUCAACGACAACGAGUGGCACGUCGUCACCAUUACACACAACACAACCGUUUUACGACUGGACUACGACGACUAUGCGUUCCAAUCAACCGACAGUCCCCCACCGCUUCCCCGAAUUCUCUACGGUGACUUCUACAUAGGAGGGUUGCCAAGAACGUUUGCUGCAAAACAAGGUACCGUGGCUACCGAAAGGAACUUUGCCGGAUGCAUUGGUGAUACGACAGUCAAUGGAGUGAUACUCAACUUCGCCAACUCGACCGAUAAAUUCAGAGAAGUGAUUGGAAAAUGCAUUUUGGACAAGCAAAUUGGCAGUGACACCAACAUACAUGUGGUUCCCACGUUGCCGCCAGUCGAAGAGCUUGACUUUCAAACUUUGGCGCCUUCCGAGUCGUUCACUCGCAAUCCAUUCAUUGAUGCGAUACCUAAGCGAGGUGAUGGAGGUUUUGAGAGUGGUGUACAUCAGCCCGAAGAAGUUGUCACCACAACAUCCCCUGCUACCACUACAACCACCGUGGCAACGGUUAUUCCCGACGUAAGGGCGCCUCGACCACCAGGCACACCACCCCCAACAAUCCCGCAACUACCGAGAGAACCCUCGUGCGCUUUGCCGAUAGAACCCCAAUACGAUGACACCGCAAACAGUGGAUCAUACAGGUUUGGAAGCGAUCCUGAAAGCAGGUUGGAAUAUCCGGAGGCAAGGGGGAAGUACAGGAAACAGUUCGACUUUUCGUUAGAGUUCAAGACGACCGAGACUGGAGGGAUCCUAAUGUACGUUUCUAGUAUAGAUCACAAACAGUUCGCUGCCAUCAUACUGCAGAGUGGUCAUGUCGUUUUCAUCUUCAGUGGUGGCGGUGCCCCUGCCAUCAUAAAAUCCCCGGGUACAUACGUCGACAACGCCUGGCAUAAAGUCGAAGUAAGCAGGAACCAUGGAGACGGUAAACUGGUUAUCGAUAACGAAAUCGCAGCAACCGGUAGAGCCCCCAGUAAUACCGCCAAAAUCGAACUUUCUCCACCGUACUACGUAGGAGGAAUCCGAUCUACCGAUUAUGAACAUGCUCUCGAGAAUUUGAAUACGACUCGAUCGCUGAACGGUUGCAUCCGGGACUUCCACAUGAACAGCAAGCCGAUGGAGAAGGUGAAGACGUUCGGGGCGAUACCAUGUUCAGAAAACGUCGAACCCGGAACGUUCUUCCACCAGGACGAGGGCUACAUGAAGUUGAAGGAGAGAUUCAAAGUGGGUGUCACAAUAAACAUCAAGAUGGACAUCAAACCGAGGACCACGUCGGGCGUACUUAUCGCCGUCCACGGUAAACGUGACUAUCUCGUACUGGAAAUGGUCAAUGGCACUAUAAAGGUAACCGUUGAAAACGGUAAGGGGCCCAUAUCUAACUCGUUCAGAGCAGACAACCCGCAUUACUUGUGUGACGGACAAUGGCAUACCAUCCAGGUUAUAAAGUCGAAGAGUGCGGUGACGUUAUCAGUGGAUGCCACUCAUACCGAACCAAGUGUCGGAGAUCCUCAUUCUAUAUCAACGGACACCGGUGGAGGCCUGUUCCUUGGUGGUCAUCGUCUGCUCCAUCGAGCUAGGGGAAUAACCGUUAGAAAAUCGUUCGUUGGGUGCAUGCGAAGUGUUUUCAUCAACGAACAUCCGAUCACGUUAUCUCAAGAUAUGGCCGAAGGUAAAGUCAGCGUUGGCUUCUGUCCCACCAACUGAUUUUCUUCUUUUUCCUUUUUUUUAUCAUUUCAAAGCCAAAUGAACUGCGUAAUUUAUCUUUUAAGUGAUUUGUCAUAAGUGUAACUUUGCAUUUAAUAUUAUUAAGCAUCAAUAAAAACUAUAUGUCGCAAUAAAAAUCAAGAUCAUUCUCCUUCCUCUUC
This is a messenger RNA of Agrilus planipennis (emerald ash borer), 11409 nucleotides long. RefSeq names its product laminin subunit alpha (gene LanA). The coding region runs from base 86 to 11248 and encodes 3720 amino acids. Gene Ontology annotation, biological process: regulation of cell migration; cell adhesion; regulation of embryonic development. Gene Ontology annotation, cellular component: basement membrane. Gene Ontology annotation, molecular function: signaling receptor binding. The record is from RefSeq and is a predicted model, not a curated record. NCBI's taxonomy places the organism in Eukaryota, Metazoa, Arthropoda, Insecta, Coleoptera, Buprestidae. The transcript is spliced from 41 exons.